AUGUUUGUAUCUUCCCAGAAGGCUCUUUCCGUCCUAUUUGGGUGCCUGAACGUUCUAUCAGACAUGGAGGAGAUAGAACCCAGAUUCAAGAGACUGAGGAUCGACCCGGAGGAGCCACUACCCAGAAGGAGGAGAUAUCGGAAAAAGAUGAAGAAAGACCAGAUUGAACCAGCCGAAAAGCUGAUUUCGUGGAAAGACGUGAAGAAGCUAACAAUCCAGGCUUCCCGAAUACUUCGAUGCCUAGGAAAGAACAGGACCCCAGUCUUGAUGGUAGCCACAGUAAUUGCCCUUCUGGGCUGUCAGGUAAAAGGGAAUCAAGUAGAUACUUACUGGACAUAUUUCCCAGAUCCACCCCUGGUACAYCCAGCUGUGUGGACUGGAGAAUCUAUUCCAGUAUUUACUAAUGACUCAUUCAUGAUGGGAGGAUUUACAGAUACUCAUAUUACUCCCAAUCAUGUGRCUAGAUUUAAUUAUUCUGGCUACAGUGCCCAAUUACCUUUGUGUUGGUCACAUGAUAAACAUGCUGGCUGUCUGAAAAUAUCAUUCGAAGAAAAGACAGCGACUGGUAGACCUAGACUGACAAAUAAUUCUAUUUAUGGGGACUUAAAACCUAAUACUAGAUCAGUAAUUAAGAUGGGACUUUCCCAUAAUAAGCCAGUCAUUUCUGCAAAACCUUCACCGAUACCCCACUGUCCAAAUAGUUCUACAAUUGAAAUUGGCACCUUUCCUAAAUGGAUGGAUUGUAUAAAUACCUUUCCUGUACAACAUAAGGUGUCUAAAGWUAGUGGGUAUAUUUUAGACUGGUGUCCAAAAAUUGAUAAGAGACAAUUACGAAGAAAUGCUGCUAUGACACCUGCAGGAUUUGUYAGUAAUAUUUUGACUUAUAGUGAAGGAGGUGUUCAAAAAGAUAUUUGGCGUUUAGUUGCUGCCUCAGAAUAUUUAUGUUUUACAGAUAAACCUUUACCAGAAUUUGUCGGCAAGAACUGUAAAGAGGGAUCUUGCYAUGGCUUACGAGCUUGUGUCCAAUCUUCUUAUGUUUUAAUUAUUGGAAUUCUUGUGGAACUCUUGAAACCUGACCUAUCCCCAGCAGCACUGAAGAACUUCUCUGUAACUUUGUCCAUCCAUGAGUUUGUGGCCAGUGUGUCUGCAACCUUAAACUGUGAGAAUGAGGAGAAAGUCCCUUUGGAAGCCUCCUUUAUGUACCCAAUGGAUGAAGACUUUGAUGUCUUUAGCUUUGAGGACUUGGUGGAUGGGAAGAAAAUUGUGGCAGAAUUACAGGACAAGAUGGAGGCCCAACACAACUAUGAGGGUGCCAUAUCCCAGGGUCAGGAGGCCUAUUCAUUGAAGGAGGACUCAUACUCCAGAGGUUGCAAUGUGGGGAACCUCCWGCCUGGGUCAAAGGUGGAGCUCACCCUGAGGUAUGUUCAGGAGCUGCCCUUGGACGCUGAUGGGGCCCUGCGCUAUGUGCUCCCAGCCAUCCUAAAUCCUAGAUACCAUCUCCCUGAACAUCUUAUAGAUAGUUGCCUUGAUAUGAAAACUCCUCUAGUCGCCUUGGAGGAACUGCCCUACACACUCAGCAUGGUUGCCACCAUCAGCUCCCAGCAUGGCAUCCAGAGGGUCCACUCCAAUUGCCCCUUGAACGCUGUUGCGUUCCUUGCAGAUGAUAAGACUUCUGCUCAGGUUUCCUUGGCUGAAGGACACAAGUUUAACAGGGACAUGGAACUCCUGGUUUACUACAGGGAGGUGCACAGCCCCCAAGUAUCUGAGGAGAUGGGGAUGCCUGAGAAGAAGCCAGGAGAUCUUUCUGUCAUUGUGAGUUUCUAUCCAGACAUCCCUGAAGAUGAGGCAUCUGUGACCUGUGCAAAAUUUGUCUUCCUUAUGGACUGCUCAGGAAGUAUGUGGUGCCCCAUGAAUAACCAGAACCAGUCUCAGUCACACAUAGAGGCAGCCCAGGAAACACUGAUUCUGCUGCUGAAGAGUUUGCCUAUAGGCUGCUAUUUCAACAACUAUCAAUUUGGAUCUUCCUAUGAGAAAUUCUUUUCAUAAAGUGUGAAGUAUACUCAGAAAAGAAUGGAAGAGGUGGUGAAGAGAAUUAAGCUCAUGAGCAAGGACCUAGGGGGCACUGAAAUCUUGGCACCACUUCAGAACAUUUACAGGAAGCCCUCCAUCCCUGGUCACCCCCUACAGCUUUUUGUCUUCACAAAUGGAGAAGUUGCUGAAACACUUAGUGUAAUUUAAAAAGUUCAGUUUAACCACGAGAAACACAGAUGUUUCUCAUUUGGCAUUGGAGAAGGAAUUUCCACCAGCUUAAUAAAAAGCAUUGCCCAGGUGACAGGGAGCACUUCAGAGUUCAUCACAGGUAAGGACAGGAUGCAGUUCAAGCUGAGGGAAAAGCCCUGUGCUCUUAGGUCCCUGAAGUACUCUCUACAGCCUGCUAUAUGCAGUAUCUCUCUGAGCUGGAAUUUGCCUCCUGGUGUGCCUGCUACCAUGCUUUCCAUGGAACCAACUGCCAUGUUUAAAGAUCAGAGGUUAAUCAUAAAUGCCCUGCUCAUUGGGAAAAUGCAAGCAGUUGAGUCUACAGGAGAAGCAUGCCUCAAGUACAUGCUCCAGAACAAGAGUUUUAAGCAUAAGCUGACAUUUUCUCUACAACCCAAGUCAGAUGCCAAAUUCACCAUUCACCAACUUGGUAAAACGUCCUACCAGAGAAAAGACUUGGGUUUCAGUGAGACCCUAGUUAAAGAUAAAGAAGACGUGUUGAAGAUCAGCAUUGAAUCUAGAGACAUCAGCUCCUUUACAACAUUCAUUGCUAUAAACAAGGAGCUUAAGCAGUCAGUUCAGGGUCCCCUGGCUUAUAGACAGAUUCCAAGGCCAAUUUUGUUCAAGGAUGCAGAUUUGGCGUUUCAGACUCCUUCUCAGGGGUAG
This is a messenger RNA of Urocitellus parryii (Arctic ground squirrel), 2922 nucleotides long. The record is from RefSeq and is a predicted model, not a curated record. NCBI's taxonomy places the organism in Eukaryota, Metazoa, Chordata, Mammalia, Rodentia, Sciuridae.